Molecule: messenger RNA, 4526 nt
Organism: Athalia rosae (coleseed sawfly)
Lineage: Eukaryota; Metazoa; Arthropoda; Insecta; Hymenoptera; Athaliidae
Product: pseudouridylate synthase RPUSD2-like
Exons: 7
Coding region: 1025-2605 (526 amino acids)
Biological process (GO): pseudouridine synthesis
Molecular function (GO): pseudouridine synthase activity; RNA binding
Source: RefSeq, a predicted model, not a curated record
AUUUUGCUCUCGGUAUUCAGUAGUCGCGACGCGCUCCUACUGAGCACGUCGCACACCUGUCGUACAUUUUCCCCCAUUGUCCUGGAUUGUUGUUGACUCAAAUAAUCGAGGAAAUUACAGUAUUAAAAUAUAAAACUAUAAGAGAUAACGAUCGACGCAUAACUCCGGAGUUGGAUGUAUGUUAAUCGGAUUACCACGUUAAAUCGAUAUUGAUUAAUCACAUCGGCGAUCGUUCGUCGUGACCGGUAAAUAGACAGACGAACGAUUGAAUGGAUAAAUGGGCGAAUAAACACAUGUUAAAAGUGUCCGUCGAAUAAAAUUUCGAAAAUUUUCUACUUUCGUUUUCGUUAUUUUCGUCCAACGUUGUCUACAGUUCUUCGAUCAAUUAGAUCAUCGUACCGUGAUUAUGAUCGUCUAUGAAAUUAACCAUCGUUUUUGAACGUGGAAUGGUCUAUCCGAAAAUCGGCUUAAUUACAGUCGUUAAUAAAUAAUCGAUGAGGAUCGUUUUAACGUAACAACAGUUUCGAUACGUUAAAUUUAAACGUGAUACCUUGCCGCCGAUAAUUCUCGGCUGAUUCCAAGUUAUCCAAUAGUUCUCUCGCGAUUCCACGUACCGAUGAUAAACGAAUGCAUUAAUUGAUCGAUAAAUAGCAGACGACAGAAUAUAAAAUAAUAAAAAUAAAAAAGGGGUCAACGAUGCACGAACUGGUUACCGAAUUUCAUUGGAUACGUCGACGUACAUGAGCGAUUUUCUCGUUCACAUGUUGUUAUUUAAUUCUCUCGAAUUCCGAUGAAUACACGUAUGUAGAAAAGGUUGAAUGAAACAUAGAAAAGAAAAAGUGCUCAUUGAGAAUAAUUAAAAACAAUUAAAUAGAAAAAUCAGCAUCGGUGUUGGGUAUCCCCGAUUCUGCUCUUAUAUUUUCGCGUCGUCAAGACGGCACCGUUCACGAAGGAUCUUUAAAAAAUUGUCCGUUGGUAAAUUUUCCGUGUCGCACCUCCUGCAUCGGAAUAAACAGCGAGGAGAAUGCAUCACACGGCGCCUUGGUACCUACCGUGGGGUUUGAAACUCGUACCCCUACCGAUACCGCCUGGACAUCCUGCCUCCAGUAUACCGCAUCCGGGUUUACAUCUUUUGGCUCCGAUACCAGGACUCUAUGCUCCGGACCCCCAGAAGGUUGACUUGAAGCCCAUUCGAGAACCUGUGAUAACGACAGUCGCUCCCAAACUCACGGAAAAACGAAAAGCGGAGGAUGCCGACGCCAAUAAGGAUCUGAAGAAGGCAAAAUUAGAAACUAAAGCGCUCAAAGCCAAGAGGCCCGGAUUCACCGACGAGCGGUACAAUGAGACGAGCUACUACGUAGAGAAUGGACUCAGAAAGGUUUAUCCGUACUACUUCACCUUUACAACAUUCACGAAAGGUCGAUGGGUCGGUGAAAAAAUUCUCGAAGUAUUUGCGAGAGAAUUCAGAGCACAUCCUGCCGAGGAAUACGAGAGGUGCAUCAAGGCUGGUACACUCACCGUCAAUUAUCAGAGGGUUGAAAUUGACUACAGACUGCGACAUAAUGACUUACUCGCUAACGUUGUUCACAGACACGAGGUGCCGGUCACCUCGGAACCCAUCACGGUGGUGCACAUGGACGAAGACUUGGUCGUGGUCAACAAGCCCGCAUCUAUCCCUGUUCAUCCUUGCGGAAGAUACAGGCAUAAUACGGUCGUCUUCAUCCUCGCAAAAGAGUAUAACUUGAAAAAUCUUCGUACCAUUCACAGGCUCGAUAGAUUAACAAGUGGUAUAUUGCUCUUUGGAAGAACCCCUAAAAAAGCCAGACAAAUGGAACACCAAAUAAGGAACCGACAGGUGCACAAGGAGUACGUUUGUCGAGUGGAUGGCGAGUUCCCCGAAGAGGAAGUAAUUUGUGCCGAACCGAUCGAGGUGGUGUCGUACAAAAUAGGUGUCUGCAAGGUAUCGGAGAAAGGAAAAGACUGCGUGACAACUUUUAAGCGUCUUAGUUUCAAUGGAAAGUCUUCGGUCGUACUGUGUAAGCCGCAAACGGGCAGGAUGCACCAGAUACGUGUUCACCUGCAGUACCUUGGAUACCCCGUUGUCAACGAUCCACUUUACAAUCAUGUUGUAUUUGGCCCAAUGAAAGGGAAGGCCGGUAACAUCGGUAAGACGGAUGAAGAACUUGUCAAAGAUUUGAUAGGCAUACACAAUGCUGAAAACUGGCUAGGGAUGGACGGAGACUCGGAAAUGAGUCUUUUCAAGCCGAAACUUGACAUCGAAGACCAGGUCUUAGCCAAUCCGGAUAAAGAGGCGUCGCCGUCGUCUUCUCCGAGUCCACCGGAAGAGGACCUCAAGGCCCUCAAAGUUACGGUUGGAACACAAACGGGAUCAGAACCACCGGAUUCCAGCUUUACCAAUGAAAAAGUUACCACGGACCCUCACUGCUACGAGUGCAAAGUUAAAUACAGGGACCCAAAACCCUCUGAUCUUGUCAUGUAUCUCCACGCAUGGCGCUAUCGUGGUCCCGGAUGGGAGUAUGAAACUCCAUUGCCUGCAUGGGCCGGAACAGAUUGGACAGGCGGAAGUGUGGCGACUGAGGAUUGAUAAUAACGGAGCAUGUCGCACAUAUUUUGACAUGAAAAUUUUUGAAAAUAUCCCUUUUUUAUAUCCUACCCCGUGCCUUCCAUUCGUCGUGAGCCGGUCGUGAGUCGAAAGCCUCCUACAUAAGACUCGUUUUCCUUUUUUUUUUUUUUUUUUCUUUUCAUGUUUUUUCUCUUAUGGACCUUAAAUUUUAUGAUUUAAAAUAUCUUAUUUACCUACAUCGUCAAUUAGUGCGAUUCACAGUCUUCGCUGCACGAAUAUAUGGCCUCACUUUCACCGCAGCAAACUAUUUCAGCGUGUACAUGCCUAACAGUUAUUAACAUCAAACAUCAAUAUUAUCGUAAUACUCAAUACAGGUGUAGUUUUUUUUUUUUUUUUUUUUUUAUACCCAUUGUCGCUCAUGUAAUUCAAAUCACGGGGUCAAAUUUAGGGCGUUAACUGAAAUUUUUACUGUAAAUUUCAUUAGUCAGGAAUUGGAUACCCCAGUUUAAGAUGAAAAUUAUUCUACUUCAUACAUACCUAUAUGUGUAUGAAAUUUUUUAUCGCGUUUAUAAUUAAUAAGUGCUUUAAUGUACGGUAAAACUUGAGUCCGGCAGGAGAAGGGUUUUCCAACAAUCAGCAUAAUCUUCCCGUGCCUCGCGAGAGGCAAACAUCAGCGAGCUUACCAUAUCGUAAAGUCCUCACCAAUACGUAAUAAAUAAAACUAAUUAUCGCGUAUUAUUUAAUAAUCUACAACAAUGAUUCGGUAUUAUUAUUAUUGUUGUUGUUUUCAUUAUUAUUAUUAUUAUCAUUGAUAUCAUCCUUAUUAUUAUAAUUGACAUCACAAUGCCGCAAAAGUUUCGAAUACAGUAUCGAUUAUUUAUUUUUUUUUUUGUUUUAAUUAGACCAACGUGAUCAAUAGGUGGAGAUAGUUUUAAUCAUACCAAAACAUGACGUUACAAUACAAGAGUGUCCGUCGUUUACGGUACAAUUUCGCCUUAUCAAAAAAUAUUAUCAUUGAUUUCAUGCGGAUUUCUGUAACAUUAAAGUUAUCAUAUACAUCAUCAUUGUUGUCACAAUUACCAUCAUUAUUACUAUUAUCAUCAUUAUUACCAUUAUUAUUACAAUAUUGUUGCUUGUUUAGACACGACGAAGGUCUCUGCGUUUGCGAUCUGCUAUAAUCACCAUAGAGAGAAAAUAUCAAAAAUUUUGAAACAUAAAAUUAGUGAUCAAAGAAUCUAUACAUAUAUACAUAUAUAUAAAUAUAUGUACAUGUAUAAUAUAUAUAUAAAUAUUUGAAGGAAAGGAGAAUGGGAAAAAAUUAAAAAUCAUUGAAGAAAAAAAACAAAAAACAAACAAAUCAAUAAUUGUAAAGAAAAAACGGAAAAAAAUACCACAAAAACAAACAGAAAAAAAAAACAGAUAAUAUAUCUUUUCAGUUACAAUAAUAACAGAUACCUAUCAUAAAAGACAGUGUGCGUGCUUACUAAUCCGUAAAUAAUUUUAAUUAAUUGAUAUACAAAAUAGAAUAUAACAUGUAUGUUAUAUUUUAAUUAAAAUACCUCCUAACGAAUAUAUGAUUGCAAAAAAGACAGUCCAUUUGUAUAUGGCACAAAACUAGACAUCAACGUCUGUUUUAAGUGAGGCGAAACGCUUUUGUAUAUAUUGUAUACUUGCGCAUAAUUCUUAUUGUAAUUAUUGUUAUUAUGAUCACUAUUAUUAUUUGUAUUAUUAUUAUUGUUACUGUUAUUGUCAUCAUAAAAAUCGUUAUACUGCAUAUUCAAGCGAUAUGCAUGCAUGUAUGAUAGUACGUUACGUUACGUUACGUUACGUUACGUUACGUUAUGUUAAUAAGUUAUUAUUGUAUCGUGCGGUAGUCAGAAAUAAUUUAGGAGUUAGUAUGACUUUCUUGUACAAUAAAUAAAUAAACGCAAAUUUACGUUUU